Aspergillus ibericus CBS 121593 is the source of this 1723-nucleotide messenger RNA. Its product is annotated as DUF1593-domain-containing protein. The record is from RefSeq and is a predicted model, not a curated record. The transcript has 2 exons. Bases 112 to 1611 code for a protein of 499 amino acids. Lineage: Eukaryota; Fungi; Ascomycota; Eurotiomycetes; Eurotiales; Aspergillaceae. Gene Ontology annotation, molecular function: hydrolase activity, hydrolyzing N-glycosyl compounds.
CACGCUCAUUCGGUUCCGCAACUUGUAUAUAUAAAGCGUCAUGGGUCCCAUCCUUCGUCCAUGUGAACUGAGAGGCCAUUCUUUACUUCAAUUUCUUGUGUCAUCGUCAUCAUGAGACAACUCUCUCUGUGGUUGUUUACCGGUCUCAGUGCCUUGGUGGCAGGCACCAGUGCGGCAGUUAACCGCUCCUCACUGUUGACCUAUGAUUCAAAGCCUCGUGUUUUCGUCCUUUCAGAUAUCUCCAAUGAACCGGAUGACACCGAGUCUUUUGUACGAUUCCUGCUGUACAGCAAUCAGUUCCAGAUCGAAGGAAUGACCGCCGUCACUUCUGUUUGGCUGAAAGACCAGGUGUAUCCCGAGCAGAUCUCCGCCGUUGUUGACGCCUAUGCCAAGGUGGUCGACAACUUGAACCAGCACACCUCACCGUCAUCUCCCUACCCUUCAGCAGAGUACCUCCACAGUAUUGUCAGAUCAGGCCCAGCUAUCUACGGCAUGGAAGGUGUUGGUCCCGGCCGAAACCUCAGUUCUGGUGCGGAGCUACUGCUGAACCGACUCCGCCAACCGGUAGAUGAGCCCCUUUGGGUUCUUUCCUGGGGAGGCGAAAACGUCCUCGCGGAGACUCUAUACUAUAUUCAACACAACUUAAACGCCACCGAGGCAGCGCGCCUCCGCACCCAGCUUCGUGUCUACACCAUCUCCGACCAAGAUGACAGUGGUCUCUGGAUUCGCGAGCAGUUUCCGGAUAUCUUUUACAUCGCCUCCGUGCACGGAUGGAACCAAUACGGUCUUGCUGCCUGGCCGGCCAUCUCUGGCGAGGAAUACUACAACUUCGACAUCGGUGGUCCGGACUCUACGAAGGUCUCCGCUGCCUGGCUGCGGAAGAACAUCCAGGUUGGCGUCUAUGGCAAGGAAUACCCGGACUACAAGUAUAUCAUGGAGGGAGAUACCCCGACCUUUUUGUACCUCAUUCAGAACGGACUGGGUGUGCGUGAGCAACCUGACUAUGGUUCAUGGGGCGGCCGCUACUCUCCGGUCGACCUGACUACCGAGUUAAAGUACCGCCAAUACAGCGACGCGGUGGAUCGGGUUGUCGGCCAGAACAAUCGUACCUACACUUCCAAUCACGCUGCGAUCUGGAGAUGGAGAGACGCAUACCAGAAUGACUUUGCCGCACGGAUCCAGUGGACGCUCCCUGCGAACGAAAGCAAGGCAAACCAUCAUCCUGUUGUUGUGGUCAACGAAGACGCAGAUCUGAGCCCAUUGGUCAUCACGUCGACUCCUAACGCUACCGUCUCGCUGGACGCGUCUGGUACUUACGACCCCGACCGUGAUGGCCUGUCCUUCCGCUGGUUCCAGUACAAGGAGCCUGGUUCGACGGAUUGGAAUGUGGAUAAUCAAAUCCCGACGCUUGAUGUCACUGUCUCUGGAGACGGUAAACGUGCGCAGGUGACGAUCCCAGCCGCCGAUGAUGUUUGCGAUGGCAACAGCUCCAAUAACUCGGGGUGCUGGACCCUACAUCUCAUCCUCCAGGUCACGGAUAACGGCACGAUUCCACUGACGACGUAUAAGAGAGUGUUGUUCGAAACAGCGAAUUCCACUCAAUCUGCAUGAUUGCGAAUCGAUACGGAGUCGCUGAAUAUGAGAAAUGCUUGGGUACCUAACGACGUAUUGAAAUAUAUAUUCACUUCUCAACGCCACUUCAGUUUGGCUAUCACGACAUUAG